Molecule: messenger RNA, 540 nt
Organism: Dinoponera quadriceps
Lineage: Eukaryota; Metazoa; Arthropoda; Insecta; Hymenoptera; Formicidae
Exons: 3
Source: RefSeq, a predicted model, not a curated record
AAGUGUGAAAGCGUUUCUACUGAAAAACCACGUAUUGCUGCUCGUAUCUUAGGGAGGAGAUACAUGCUAACAACUACGUCAUAUAAAUAUUUAGAAAUUGGAAUCAAUAUAGGACCUGCAUCCUACGUGGAACUUGUUCUUGGCGAUAAUCGAGGCAAUCAUUUGAUAUUACCAAAUGAAAUCUGGAAGGAGAUUAUACAUAGACGUGCACACAUCGAGCUAUAUAUGGAGUCAUCUCAUUCCUCGCCAUUAUGGAUUCGAGAUUUGUCGGUGGAAUGUCGUAUGAUGCAUGGUGAUACCAUUAUAAAGCUUACAUUGUUCAACAAGUCAAUGUAUUUAAAAUCAGAAACAUUGAAUACCUUAUUCAAUUUUGAGCAAUAUAUUGAUCAUAUGUACUCAUGGUUAUACGAAAAUACGCAUCUUGUUAAUACAAAGUUCCAAAAAUUUGUAAGCAUUUUGCAACAAAAUGAUAUUAUUCGCGUAUGGUACGAGUCCAAAACUACUGACUGGUGUUACGCCGCUAAAGUAAUACGUUACUGA